Messenger RNA from Fukomys damarensis (Damara mole-rat), 1327 nucleotides. It is a transcript of the gene Sec13, whose product is annotated as SEC13 homolog, nuclear pore and COPII coat complex component. Lineage: Eukaryota; Metazoa; Chordata; Mammalia; Rodentia; Bathyergidae. Gene Ontology annotation, molecular function: structural molecule activity; protein binding. Bases 89 to 1057 code for a protein of 322 amino acids. Gene Ontology annotation, biological process: positive regulation of TOR signaling; COPII-coated vesicle budding; protein import into nucleus. Gene Ontology annotation, cellular component: COPII vesicle coat; nuclear pore outer ring. The transcript is spliced from 9 exons. The record is from RefSeq and is a predicted model, not a curated record.
AGUCGGCUCGCCGCCCACACCGGAAGUGAGCCCUUUGGAGGCGCCGCCGGGAGCUGCCACGUCUUGAGGUCUGCGUGCGGUCGCAGUCAUGGUAUCUGUAAUUAACACUGUGGACACCUCUCAUGAGGACAUGAUUCAUGAUGCCCAGAUGGAUUAUUAUGGUACCCGCCUGGCCACCUGCUCCUCAGACAGGUCCGUCAAAAUCUUCGAUGUGCGCAAUGGAGGGCAGAUCCUCAUUGCUGACCUGAGGGGUCAUGAGGGUCCCGUGUGGCAGGUGGCCUGGGCCCACCCCAUGUAUGGCAAUAUCCUGGCAUCCUGCUCCUAUGACCGGAAAGUCAUCAUCUGGAAAGAGGAGAAUGGCACCUGGGAGAAGACUCAUGAGCACUCGGGACAUGACUCCUCAGUGAACUCUGUGUGCUGGGCUCCCCAUGACUAUGGCCUGAUCCUGGCCUGUGGGAGCUCGGAUGGGGCCAUCUCCCUGCUGACCUACACAGGCGAAGGCCAGUGGGACAUGAAGAAGAUCAGCAAUGCUCACACUAUCGGCUGCAAUGCCGUCAGCUGGGCCCCUGCUGUUGUACCCGGAAGCCUCAUAGAUCAGCCAUCAGGGCAGAAACCCAACUACAUAAAGAAGUUUGCUUCUGGUGGCUGUGACAACCUCAUCAAGUUGUGGAAGGAGGACGAAGACGGCCAGUGGAAGGAGGACCAGAAGCUGGAGGCACACAGCGACUGGGUUCGAGACGUGGCCUGGGCUCCAUCCAUUGGCCUGCCCACCAGCACCAUUGCUAGCUGCUCCCAGGAUGGCCGCGUGUUCAUCUGGACGUGUGAAGAUAUUUUGGGCAACACUUGGUCACCUAAGUUGCUGCACAAGUUCAAUGAUGUCGUGUGGCACGUGAGCUGGUCCAUCACCGCCAACAUCCUUGCCGUCUCAGGUGGAGACAACAAGGUGACCUUGUGGAAGGAGUCGCUGGAUGGCCAGUGGGUGUGCAUCAGUGACGUCAACAAGGGCCAGGGCUCUGUGUCGGCCUCCGCCGCAGAGAGCCAGCAGAACGAGCAGUGACAGCAGCCAGGCACGCAUGGCACUUCAGACAGCUGCCAAACAGCUGGGAGAACCGAGGCUCUGACAAGAUAAGCCAGUGCAGCCCAGCUCGGUUCUGCCUUAACAUGACUCUGUACAGCUUGCAGUUACUGUCCAGUCAGAAGCAUUCAUGAGAAGAAACUACAGGGACUUCAGAUCUACUAUUUAAAAAUAUUGGGGGCCAUUUUUAUUGUGCCUUGGGUUCAGGCUUUAUAUGAGGGUGUUGUUUCCAAAAUAAAUAAAAUGGUAUUG